Molecule: messenger RNA, 1263 nt
Organism: Engraulis encrasicolus (European anchovy)
Lineage: Eukaryota; Metazoa; Chordata; Actinopteri; Clupeiformes; Engraulidae
Gene: kmt5ab
Product: lysine methyltransferase 5Ab
Exons: 8
Coding region: 178-1143 (321 amino acids)
Biological process (GO): regulation of transcription by RNA polymerase II; regulation of DNA damage response, signal transduction by p53 class mediator
Cellular component (GO): polytene chromosome; nucleus
Molecular function (GO): transcription regulator activity; protein binding; histone H4K20 methyltransferase activity
Source: RefSeq, a predicted model, not a curated record
AUGUCCCGGAAGUGAGUUAUUUUGGGCAGUCUGCAGUAAAAGGACAAUACUCGGGGCAUAUUGGUUACAUGCGUUAUUUUUAAAUAAUUUCUUGCCACUACAAAAAUACAAAGUAAGACGUCUAAUUUGGUGUGGAUUAAUCAGAUUGUAGGAUCAGCGAAUUUUAAACACACCGGCAUGGCGAGGGGGAAGAAACAACGUGUCGCAGCUACAUCUACACUUGAUGACACUCGAAAGACCAGCGUCGAAGGAACCAAAGAAAACAAACCAGAAACAAAUGAGGUUUCUGCGUGUCAAGGACAAACUACCAUGCAUGCUUUCCUGAGCCCUGCCAAGACUCGUUCUCCUCUCAGACAUAGUCCUCUGACUUUGCUCCACGAAGAGAAUUCUUCCUCUUCCAGUGCUCCAAAAGAAAACGUGAAACAUGAAGUGCGAACGAGUCCAAGUCAGACCAACUCCGUCACGCUAGAGGCAACAAGCUCCCUCAGCACGGAAGAAGAUAAAUCGGCAGACACUCCCCCUCAGCCCUCCCAGCCGUCCCAGGCCUCCCAGCAGAACAAGAGCCACAGCAAAAAGACCAACAAGAAAAAGCCUGAGAAAAGCGAUGCACAACAGAACAGGAAGGUUACAGACUACUAUCCCAUCAGAAGAAGCUCCCGGAAGAGCAAAGCUGAACUCAAGAGCGAGGAGCAGCAGCACAUGGAGGACCUGAUCAAGAACAACGUGCAGGAUGGACUGGAGGUCAAGCACCUCGAGGGGAAGGGACGGGGCGUGUUUGCCAGCAGAGAGUUCCGGAAGGGCCAGUUUGUGGUGGAGUACCAUGGCGACCUGAUCGAGAUGGGGGAGGCCAAGAGGAGAGAGCAGGCCUACGCAGAGGACCCUGCCACAGGCUGCUAUAUGUACUAUUUCCAGUUCCAAAACAAAACCUACUGCGUGGAUGCCACCCGGGAGACGGAGCGUCUGGGUCGUCUGAUCAACCACAGCAAGAGCGGCAACUGCAAGACCAAGCUGCAGAGCGUGGAGGGCGCGCCACACCUCAUCCUGGUGGCCGCACGCCACAUCGCGUCCGGCGAGGAGCUGCUCUACGAUUACGGCGACCGCAGCCCGGACGCCCUGGCCGCACACCCCUGGCUCAAACACUGACGGAUGGAUGACCUUGGCUGACCUGCUUUGACCUUCUGCCCCCAUCUCAUCUCGCCUCACCCCAUCCCACUCUGUCCUCUUGGCUUGUCCCGCACUACGGCGACCGCAGCCAAGCCGCCA